AUGGAUAUAAUUAUGGGACCCUGUGUGGGUACACGCCCUCCUUCUUGCCUCAUCCUCCUGCUUCUCAAGCUGCUGGCCACGGUCUCCCAGGGGCUUCCCGGGCCGAGUCAGCUGGGACUCCACUUCACACAUUCCAUGUACAAUGCUACAGUCUAUGAGAACUCAGCAGCCAGGACCUACGUCAACAGCCAGAGCAGAAUGGGCAUCACCUUGAUUGACCUCUCCUGGGAUAUCAAGUACAGAAUCGUGUCCGGAGACGAGGAAGGCUUUUUCAAAGCAGAGGAAGUUGUCAUUGCAGAUUUCUGUUUUCUCCGGAUCAGAACUAAGGGAGGAAAUUCUGCCAUAUUGAAUAGGGAAAUUCAGGAUAGUUAUUUAUUGAUAGUAAAAGGGUCUGUGAGAGGAGAGGAUUUGGAAGCAUGGACCAAAGUAAACAUUCAGGUUUUAGACAUGAAUGACUUGAGGCCUCUGUUUUCUCCCACAACAUACUCAGUGACGGUAGCAGAAAGCACACCCCUGAGGACUAGCGUGGCCCAGGUCACAGCCACAGACGCAGACAUUGGGUCCAAUGGAGAAUUCUACUAUUACUUUAAAAGCAAAGUUGACCUCUUUUCAGUUCAUCCCACAAGUGGCGUUGUUUCAUUGAGUGGACGGUUGAACUAUGAUGAGAAAAACAGGUAUGAUCUAGAAAUUUUGGCGGUUGACCGAGGGAUGAAGCUAUAUGGAAACAAUGGAGUGAGCAGCACUGCAAAGCUCUAUGUCCACGUGGAGCGUGUAAAUGAACAUGCCCCCGCCAUCCACACAGUCACACACGUUCCCUUCUCUCUGGACCAGGAGCCCACCUAUGCAGUGGUGACAGUUGAUGACCUUGAUGAAGGUGCCAAUGGAGAGAUUGACUCAGUAUCCAUUGUCGCAGGGGAUCCAUUGGACCAGUUCUUCCUGGUGAAAGAGGGAAGGUGGAUGAAUGAGUAUAAAAUUAAAGAGAGGAAGCAGGUGGACUGGGCAAGCGUCUCCUAUGGCUAUAAUCUUACUCUUCAGGCAAAAGACAAAGGGUCACCUCAGAAGUUUUCAGCACUAAAAACUGUGCACAUCACCAACCCCAAGAGAGAUGAUGUUCGAGUUAGGUUUGAGAAAGACACGUAUGAUGUGAGCAUAAGUGAAUUCUCCCCGCCCGGGGUUGUGGUUGCUAUAGUAAAAUUAAGUCCUGAGCCCCGAGAUGUGGAAUACAAACUAUCUCCCGGUGAGGAUGCUGAAUACUUUAAAAUAAAUCCUCGGUCAGGCCUGAUUGUCACGGCCCAGCCACUGAAUACUGUCAAGAAGGAAGUAUACAAACUGGAAGUGACAAACAAGGAGAGAGAUUUAAAAGCACAAGUUACCAUUGGCAUAGAAGAUGCAAAUGAUCAUACCCCAGAAUUUCAGCAGUCACUGUAUGACAUUUUUGUGAAUGAGAGUGUCCCAGUAGGGACCAGUGUCUUAACUGUCUCUGCUUCCGACAAGGAUAAAGGAGAGAAUGGGUACAUCACUUACAGUAUUGCCAGCUUGAAUUUGUUACCAUUUGCCAUUAACCAGUUUACAGGUGUAAUUAGCACAACUGAAGAAUUGGAUUUUGAAUCUUCUCCAGAGACGUACAGAUUCAUCGUGAGAGCCUCUGACUGGGGCUCACCAUAUCGCCAUGAAAGUGAGGUCAAUGUGACCAUUCGGAUAAGAAAUGUCAAUGACAACAGCCCUCUCUUUGAAAAAGUGGCUUGCCAGGGAGUUAUUUCAUAUGACUUUCCAGUCGGGGGCCACAUCACAGCUGUCUCAGCAAUCGAUAUUGAUGAACUUGAACUUGUAAAGUACAAAAUCAUUUCUGGAAAUGAACUAGGCUUCUUUUAUUUAAACCCAGACUCUGGUGUUUUACAGCUUAAGAAGUCACUGAUGAAUUACGGCAUGAAAAAUGGCAAUUUUGCCCUCAGAAUUACAGCUACUGAUGGGGAGAAUUUUGCAGAACCCAUGGCUAUUAAUAUAUCAGUGCUCCAUGGGAGAGUGUCUUCAAAGAGCUUCAGUUGCAGAGAAACCCGGGUGGCUCAGAGACUGGCAGAAAAAUUACUCAUUAAAGCAAAAGCAAAUGGAAAGCUGAAUCUGGAAGAUGGAUUUCUUGACUUCUACUCGCUGAACAGGCAAGGACCAUAUUUUGCCAAGUCCUUUCCUUCCGAUGUGGCUGUGAGGGAGGACCUGCCAGUUGGUGCUGACAUCCUGAAGAUUGAAGCCUAUGAUGCUGACUCUGGCUUCAACGGAAAGGUGCUGUUCACAAUAUCUGAUGGAAACACAGAUAGCUGCUUCACUAUCGAUAUGGAGACUGGGCAACUACAAGUCCUCAUGGCCAUGGAUCGAGAGCUCACAGAUCUCUAUCUCCUUAACAUCACCAUCUAUGACUUAGGUAACCCACAGAAAUCUUCAUGGAGGCUGCUCACCAUCAAUGUGGAGGAUGCCAAUGACAACAGCCCAGUGUUUCUGCAAGACAGUUACUCAGUUAACAUUCUUGAAAGUUCAAGCAUUGGUACUGAGAUCAUUCAAGUGGAAGCCAGAGACAAAGACUUGGGUCCUAAUGGUGAAGUGACUUACUCGAUCGUGACAGAUACACAGCAGUUUGCCAUCAAUAGCUCAACUGGAAUUGUUUAUGUAGCUGACCAAUUGGACCGAGAAUUCAAAGCAAACUACUCUUUGAAAAUAGAAGCCAGAGACAAGGCAGAAAAUGGUCAGCAACUGUUUUCUGUCAUCACCCUGCAGGUGUAUUUGGAUGAUGUCAAUGACUGCUCCCCAGCUUUCAUUCCCAGUAGCUACAGUGUGAAGGUUCUUGAAGAUCUCCCCAUUGGCACUGUCAUUGCUUGGCUGGAGACCCAUGAUCCAGACCUGGGAUUGGGAGGCCAAGUGCGUUAUUCUUUGGUCAAUGACUAUAAUGGCAAAUUCGAAAUAGAUAAAGCAAGUGGGGCCAUCCGCUUGAGCAAAGAGCUCGACUAUGAAAAGCAACAGUUCUACAACCUCACGGUUCGGGCCAAAGACAAAGGACGCCCAGUGUCUCUUUCAUCUGUUUCCUUUGUUGAGGUGGAAGUAGUGGAUGUCAAUGAAAACCUCCACACUCCCUAUUUCCCCGAUUUUGCUGUUGUUGGAUCUGUAAAAGAAAACUCUCGCAUUGGAACAAGUGUCCUGCAGGUGACCGCUCUGGACGAAGACUCUGGGAGGGACGGAGAGAUCCAGUAUUCCAUCAGGGAUGGCAGCGGUCUUGGAAGGUUCAGCAUAGAUGACGAGAGUGGGGUCAUCACUGCUGCAGACAUUCUUGAUCGAGAGACCACAGAGUCCUACUGGCUGACAGUGUAUGCCACAGACCGGGGCGUGGUUCCCCUCUAUUCCACCAUUGAAGUCUACAUCGAAGUGGAGGAUGUGAAUGACAAUGCGCCACUGACAUCAGAACCUAUUUAUUAUCCUGCUGUCAUGGAAAACUCUCCCAAGGACGUAUCUGUCAUUCAGAUUCAAGCUGAAGAUCCUGACCCCAGUUCCAAUGAAAAACUGACUUACAGGAUCACAAGUGGGAAUCCUCAGAAUUUCUUUGUCAUCAAUGUCAAGACAGGUUUGAUCACUACAACUGCAAGGAAAUUGGAUCGAGAACAGCAGGCAGAACAUUUUCUGGAGGUGACUGUGACAGAUGGUGGUUCCUCUCCCAAACAAUCAACCAUUUGGGUGGUGGUUCAGGUUCUAGAUGAAAAUGACAACAAGCCACAGUUCCCUGAAAAGGUCUAUCAGAUCAAGCUGCCAGAACGAGACCGGAAGAAGAGAGGAGAACCCAUUUACAGAGCCUUUGCAUUUGACAGAGACGAAGGCCCCAAUGCAGACAUCUCCUACAGCAUCGUGGAUGGGAAUGAUGAUGGAAAGUUCUUCAUUGACCCUAAAACUGGAAUGGUUUCUUCUAGAAAACAAUUUACUGCAGGAAGUUAUGACAUCUUAACGAUCAAGGCCGUGGACAAUGGCCGCCCACAGAAGUCAUCCACAGCCCGUCUCCACAUCGAGUGGAUUAAGAAACCGCCCCCCUCACCAACACCGCUGACCUUUGAAGAGCCAUUUUAUAACUUCACCGUCAUGGAGAGCGACAGGGUGACAGAGAUUGUGGGGGUGGUGUCAGUGCAGCCGGCGAACACCCCUCUGUGGUUUGACAUAGUGGGGGGGAACUUUGACAGCUCUUUUGAUGCAGAGAAGGGUGUGGGGACCAUUGUUAUUGCCAAACCUCUGGAUGCUGAGCAGCGCUCCAUCUACAACAUGAGCGUGGAAGUCACCGAUGGGACGAACAUCGCUAUAACGCAGGUAUUUAUCAAAGUACUGGAUAAUAAUGAUAAUGGCCCAGAAUUCUCCCAGCCAAAUUAUGAAGUGACAAUUUCUGAGGACGUGCUUCCAGAUACAGAGAUCAUCCAGAUUGAAGCCACAGACAGAGACGAGAAGCACAAGCUAAGCUACACUGUGCACAGCAGCAUCGACUCCAUCAGCAUGAGGAAAUUCCGCAUUGAUCCCAGCACAGGGGUUCUGUACACUGCUGAGAGACUGGACCAUGAGGCCCAGGACAAGCAUAUCCUCAAUGUGAUGGUCAGAGAUCAGGAGUUUCCUUAUCGAAGAAACUUGGCCCGAGUCACUGUGAAUGUGGAAGAUGCUAAUGAUCACAGUCCUUAUUUUACCAACCCACUGUAUGAAGCAUCUGUGUUUGAAUCAGCUGCUCUGGGAUCAGCUGUUCUGCAAGUAACGGCUCUGGACAAAGACAAAGGGGAAAAUGCAGAACUCAUAUAUACCAUAGAAGCAGGGAACACCGGGAACACGUUUAAGAUAGACCCAGUCCUGGGCAUCAUCACUGUUUCCAAAGAACCAGACAUGAGGACAAUGAGUCAGUUUGUCCUGUCAGUCAGAGUCACAGACCAGGGCUCCCCACCCAUGUCUGCCACUGCCAUUGUGCGAAUCUCUGUCACCAUGUCUGAUAAUUCUCACCCCAAGUUCACUCACAAAGACUACCAAGCCGAAAUACAUGAAAACGUUGACAUGGGUACAUCGGUUAUUUUCAUCUCUGCCAUAAGCCAAUCGACCCUCAUUUAUGAAGUCAAAGAUGGGAACACUGAUGGCACCUUCACCAUCAAUCCGUAUUCUGGUGUCAUCACCACUCAGAGAGCUCUGGACUACGAGCGCACUUCCUCAUAUCAACUCAUCAUUCAGGCCACUAACAUGGCAGGGAUGGCUUCGAAUGCCACAGUCAAUGUCCAGGUCAUUGAUGAAAAUGAUAAUGUGCCAGCCUUUCUCUUUUCUCAAUACUCAGGCAGCCUGAGUGAGGCUGCCCCAGUCAAUAGCAUUGUCAGGAGUUUGGACAGCAGUCCUCUAGUAAUUCGUGCCACAGAUGCUGACAGCAACCAAAAUGCGCUGCUUGUGUAUCAGAUUGUGGAGUCCACAGCCAAGAAGUUCUUCACUGUGGACUCCAGCACAGGUGCUAUCCGAACAAUUGCCAGCCUGGACCAUGAGACCAUUGCCCAUUUCCACUUCCACGUGCAUGUGCGGGACAGCGGGAGCCCACAGCUGACUGCUGAGAGUCCUGUAGAAGUCAACAUUGAGGUGACAGAUGUCAAUGAUAACCCCCCUGUUUUCACUCAGGCUGCCUUUGAGACCGUCUUACUCCUCCCUACCUAUGUUGGCGUGGAGGUGCUGAAAGUCAGCGCCACAGACCCUGACUCUGAGGUGCCUCCGGAGCUGACAUACAGCCUCGUGGAUGGCAGCUUGGAUCAUUUCUUAAUUGACUCAAACAGCGGCGUAAUCACCAUACAAAACAACAACCUCUCCAAAGAUCACUAUGUGCUGAUAGCUAAAGUAUCUGAUGGAAAGUUCUACAGCACAUCCAUGGUCACCAUCAUGGUGAAGGAAGCCAUGGACAGUGGCCUCCACUUUACACAAAGCUUUUACUCCACAUCAAUCUCAGAGAACCACACUAACAUAACCAAAGUUGCUAUUGUCAAUGCAGUUGGAAAUCGCCUUAAUGAGCCCUUGAAAUAUAGCAUCCUAAACCCAGGAAAUAAGUUCAAGAUAAAAUCUACCUCAGGAGUCAUUCAGACCACUGGCAUCCCCUUUGACCGUGAAGAACAAGAAUUGUAUGAACUGGUGGUGGAAGCCAGCCGUGAGCUAGACCACCUGCGUGUGGCUAGGGUGGUGGUCAAGGUUAAUAUCGAAGACAUAAAUGACAACUCACCGGUCUUUGUGGGCCUCCCUUACUAUGCUGCUGUUCAAGUUGAUGCUGAGCCUGGGACCAUGAUAUACCGGGUGACAGCCAUUGACAGAGAUAAAGGUACAAAUGGAGAAGUGACCUAUGUCCUACAGGAUGACUAUGGCCACUUUGAAAUUCAUCCCAAUUCAGGGAAUGUUAUUUUAAAAGAAGCAUUCAACUCUGACUUAUCUAACAUUGAGUAUGGCGUCACCAUCUUUGCCAAAGAUGGUGGACUACCCUCCUUGUCCACAUCUGUAGAACUCCCCAUCACCAUUGUCAACAAAGCAAUGCCUGUGUUUGAUAAACCCUUUUAUACUGCAUCCAUCAGCGAAGACAUCAGGAUGGACACCCCCAUUCUAGGCAUCAAUGCCACCAGUCCCGAGGGCCAGGGUAUCAUAUAUAUCAUUAUUGAUGGGGACCCUUUCAAGCAGUUUAAUAUUGACUUUGACACGGGAAUCCUGAAAGUCGUUAGUCCUUUGGAUUAUGAGGUCAUGUCGGUUUACAAGUUGACAAUAAGAGCCAGUGACACUCUUACUGGUGCCAGAGCUGAAGUCACGGUUGACCUACUAGUUAGCGAUGUCAAUGACAACCCUCCUGUUUUUGAUCAGCCCUCCUACAAUACAACACUAUCAGAAGCAUCUCUCAUUGGUACACCUGUUUUGCAAGUUAUUUCUACUGACGCAGAUUCUGAAAACAAUAAAAUGGUGCAUUAUCAGAUUGUACAAGAUACCUAUAACAGCACAGAUUAUUUUCACAUAGACAGCUCAAGUGGCUUAAUCCUGACAGCAAGAAUGCUGGACCAUGAGUUAGUACAGCACUGUAUUUUGAAAGUCAGAGCAACAGAUAAUGGCUUCCCAGCUCUGAGCAGUGAGGUUCUGGUGCACAUUCAGAUCUCCGAUGUCAAUGAUAACCCUCCAGUUUUUAACCAGCUCAUUUAUGAGUCCUAUGUGAGUGAAUUAGCCCCACGGGGCCAUUUUGUAACUUGUGUGCAAGCCUCAGAUGCAGAUAGUUCUGACUUUGAUAGGUUGGAAUAUAGCAUUUUAUCUGGCAAUGAUAGGACAAGCUUUUUAAUGGAUAGCAGGAGCGGGGUCAUCACACUGUCCAACCAUCGGAAGCAGCGGAUGGAGCCUUUGCAUAGUCUCAAUGUGUCUGUCUCUGAUGGCCUGUUCACCAGCACUGCCCAGGUGCACAUCAGGGUGCUUGGGGCUAACCUAUACAGCCCUGCCUUUUCACAGAGCACAUAUGUAGCUGAAGUGAGAGAGAAUGUGGCCUCUGGGACAAAGGUAAUUCAUGUUCGAGCCACAGAUGGAGACCCAGGAACAUAUGGGCAGAUCAGCUAUGCCAUCAUCAAUGACUUUGCCAAGGAUCGAUUCCUGAUAGACAGUAAUGGACAAGUCAUCACCACAGAAAGGCUAGAUCGUGAAAAUCCUCUGGAAGGAGAUAUUAGUAUUUUUCUGAGGGCCCUUGAUGGUGGAGGGAGAACAACUUUCUGUACUGUCAGGGUGAUUGUCGUAGAUGAAAAUGACAAUGCCCCCCAGUUCAUGGCCGUGGAAUAUAGAGCCAGUGUCAGAGCAGAUGUGGGAAAAGGCCACCUGGUCACUCAAGUUCAAGCUAUGGACCCAGAUGAUGGAGCCAAUUCAAGGAUCACCUACUCCCUCUAUAGUGAGGCCUCUGUCUCAGUGGCUGAUCUCCUGGAAAUCGAUCCUGACAAUGGCUGGAUGGUAACCAAGGGCAAUUUUAUCCAGCUGAAGAAUACAGUGCUGUCAUUUUUUGUCAAAGCAGUAGAUGGGGGCAUUCCAGUAAGACAUUCCCUCAUUCCUGUCUAUAUCCACGUCCUACCCCCAGAAACAUUCCUGCCAUCCUUUACACAGCCUCAGUACUCCUUUACCAUUGCAGAAGAUGCCACCAUUGGAAGCACAGUGGACACUCUGAGGAUUUUGCCCAGUCAGAAUGUCCGGUUCAGCACUGUUAAUGGAGAACAGCCAGAGAACAACAAAGGGGCAGUCUUCAUCAUAGAACAGGAAACAGGUACUAUCAAGCUUGACAAACGCCUUGACCAUGAAGUUAGCCCAUCUUUCCACUUUAAAGUAGCCGCUACUAUACCCUUGGACAAGGUAGACAUUGUGUUUACUGUGGAUGUAGAUAUUAAGGUAUUAGAUUUGAAUGACAACAAGCCAAUCUUUGAAACAUCGAACUAUGAGACCAUCAUCAUGGAAGGGAUGCCUGUGGGCACCAAACUCACACAGGUGAGAGCAACUGACAUGGACUGGGGAGCCAAUGGGCAGGUAACUUACUCCCUCCACUCAGACACCCAUCCUGAAAAGGUGAUGGAAGCAUUCAGUAUAGACAGCAACACAGGCUGGAUAAGCACCUUGAAAGAUCUGGACCAUGAGACAGAUCCAGCAUUCUCCUUCUCUGUGGUGGCUUCUGACCUGGGAGAAGCCUUCUCCCUCUCUUCCUCAACUCUGAUCUCAGUCAAGGUGACAGACAUAAAUGAUAACGCACCAGUCUUUGCCCAUGAGGUAUACCGUGGGAAUGUGAAGGAAAGUGACCCCCCAGGUGAGGUGGUAGCCGUCCUCAGCACUUGGGACAAAGACACUUCCGAAGUGAAUCGUCAAGUGAGCUACCAUAUCACAGGAGGAAACCCCCGGGGAAGGUUCGCCCUGGGCCUGGUGCAGAGUGAGUGGAAGGUCUAUGUGAAGAGGCCACUAGAUAGAGAAGAGCAAGAUAUGUACUUCCUCAAUAUCACUGCCACAGAUGGGCUCUUUGUCACCCAGGCCAUGGUAGAAGUGACCGUCAGCGAUGUCAAUGACAAUAUCCCAGUGUGUGAUCAGGUUGCAUAUACAGCCCAAUUUCCUGAAGAUAUUCCAUCAAAUAAAAUCAUCUUAAAGGUCAGUGCCAAGGAUGCUGACAUCGGACCCAACGGCAAUAUACGAUACACACUCCUCGGAUCUGGAAACAGUGACUUUUUUCUGGAUCCUGAAAAUGGUGAGUUAAAAACCUUGGCUCUCUUGGACCGAGAGAGGGUUCCAGUGUAUGCCCUGAUUGCCAGGGCCACUGACGGAGGAGGUCGGUUCUGCCAGUCUGAUGUCCGCCUAGUCCUGGAAGAUGUGAAUGACAACCCCCCUGUCUUUUCUUCUGACCACUACAACACUUGUGUCUAUGAGAACACCGCCACCGAAGCUCUGCUGACCAGAGUGCAAGCUGUGGACCCUGACCUCGGUAUCAACAGGAAGGUUGUGUACUCCCUGGCAGACUCGGCCAAUGGCUUCUUCUCCAUCGACAGCUCGUCAGGCAUCGUUGUCCUGGAGCAGCCGCUGGAUCGGGAGCAGCAGUCUUCCUACAACAUCACCGUGCAGGCCACCGACCAGAGUCCUGGGAAAGCCCUGUCCUCUCUGGCCAUCGUGACCAUUACUGUCCUGGACAUUAACGACAACCCCCCUGUGUUUGAAAGGAGGGACUACCUGGUGACAGUGCCUGAGGACACCUCCCCUGGCACCCAGGUGCUUACUGUCUUUGCUACCAGUAAGGAUAUUGGCACGAAUGCUGAGAUUACAUACCUCAUCCGCUCUGGGAAUGAGCAAGAGAAGUUUAGGAUCAACCCCAAAACAGGGGGUAUUUCUGUGUCUGAAGUCUUGGACUAUGAAUCCUGCAAAAGAUUUUACCUGGUGGUGGAGGCUAAAGAUGGGGGCACUCCAGCGCUCAGUGCUGCAGCCACUGUCAACAUCAACCUGACAGAUGUGAAUGACAACUCUCCCAAGUUCAGCCAAGAUGUCUACAGUGCUGUCAUCAGUGAAGAUGCCAUGGUGGGGGACGCUGUCAUUUUGUUAAUAGCAGAAGACAUAGACAGCCCACCAAAUGGACAGAUUCACUUUUCCAUUGUGAGUGGCGAUCGAGACAGUGAAUUUGCUGUGGAUCCUGCCCUCGGACUUGUGAAGGUUAAGAAGAAAUUGGACCGGGAACGGGUGUCUGGAUACUCGCUGCUUGUACAGGCAGUCGAUAGUGGUAUUCCUGCUAUGUCUUCAACUGCAACGGUUAACAUUGACAUCUCUGACGUGAAUGACAACAGCCCACUGUUUACACCUGCCAACUAUACUGCUGUUAUUCAAGAAAAUAAGCCAGUGGGCACCAGUAUCUUGCAGCUGGUAGUGACAGACAGAGACUCCUUUCACAAUGGGCCUCCCUUCUCAUUCUCUAUUUUGUCGGGAAAUGAAGACGAGGAGUUCGUGUUGGACGCACAUGGAAUCCUGCGGUCAGCAGUGGUCUUCCAGCACACAGAGUCUCCCGAGUAUGUGCUGUGUGUCCAGGCCAAAGACUCAGGCAAACCGCAGCAGGCUGCUCAUUCCUACAUUCGAGUGCGGGUCAUUGAGGAGAGCAUUCACAAGCCCACAGCCAUCCCACUGGAGAUUUUCAUUGUCACUAUGGAGGACGACUUCCCUGGCGGUGUCAUUGGGAAGAUCCACGCCACGGAUCAAGACAUGUAUGACGUGCUCACGUUUGCCCUGAAGUCUGAGCAGAAGAGCUUGUUCAAAGUGAACAGCCAUGAUGGGAAGAUCAUCGCCCUGGGUGGGCUGGACAGCGGCAAGUAUGUCCUGAAUGUGUCUGUGAGCGAUGGCCGCUUCCAGGUCCCCAUCGACGUGAUUGUGCACGUGGAGCAGCUGGUGCAUGAGAUGCUGCAGAACACCGUCACCAUCCGCUUUGAGAGCGUGUCCCCUGAAGACUUCGUGGGGCUGCACAUGCACGGCUUCCGGCGCACCCUGCGGAAUGCUGUCCUCACCCAGAAGCAGGACAGCCUGCACAUCAUCAGCAUCCAACCAGUAGCAGGCACCAACCAGCUGGACAUGCUCUUCGCAGUGGAGAUGCACAGCGGUGAGUUCUACAAACCAGCCUACCUGAUCCAGAAGCUGUCUAAUGCCCGGCGGCACCUGGAGAAUGUGAUGCGAAUUGCAGCUAUCCUGGAGAAGAACUGCUCAGGCCUGGACUGUCAGGAGCAGCACUGUGAGCAGGGCCUGUCCCUGGAUUCCCACGCACUCAUGACCUACAGCACAGCUCGCAUCAGCUUUGUGUGCCCACGCUUCUAUAGGAAUGUGCGUUGUACCUGUAAUGGAGGUGUGUGCCCAGGGUCCAACGACCCUUGUGUGGAGAAGCCAUGUCCGGGAGACAUGCAAUGUGUAGGAUAUGAAGCCAGCAGGAGGCCGUUCCUUUGCCAGUGCCCACCAGGGAAGCUCGGAGAAUGCUCAGGGCACACUUCUCUCAGCUUUGCUGGAAACAGUUACAUCAAGUAUCGGCUUUCUGAAGACAGCAAAGAAGAGGACUUUAAGCUGGCUCUGCGGCUGAGGACCCUACAGAGCAAUGGCAUUAUAAUGUACACCCGAGCAAACCCCUGCAUGAUUCUGAAGAUUGUGGACGGCAAGUUGUGGUUCCAGCUGGACUGUGGCAGCGGCCCGGGCAUCCUGGGUAUCUCAGGCCGUGCGGUCAACGAUGGGAGCUGGCACUCGGUCUUCCUGGAGCUCAACCGCAACUUCACCAGCCUGUCCCUGGAUGACAGCUACGUGGAGCGGCGCCGGGCCCCGCUCUACUUCCAGACGCUGAGCGCCGAGAGCGCCGUGUACUUCGGUGCGCUGGUGCAGGCGGACAGCGUCCGCGGCCUGCUGGACACGCGUGCCACUCAGGUGCUCGGCGGCUUCCAGGGCUGCCUGGACGCCGUGCUGCUGAACAACAAUGAGCUGCCGCUGCAGAACAAGCGCAGCAGCUUCGCCGAGGUCGUGGGCCUGACCGAGCUCAAGCUGGGCUGCGUGCUCUACCCUGACGCCUGCCAGCGCAGCCCGUGCCAGCACGGGGGCAGCUGCACCGGCCUGCCCUCAGGAGGCUAUCAGUGUGCCUGCCUCUCACAGUUCACGGGGAGAAACUGUGAAUCUGAGAUCACAGCCUGCUUUCCAAAUCCUUGCCGGAACGGAGGAUCCUGUGACCCCAUAGGAAACACUUUCAUCUGCAGUUGCAAAGCUGGGCUCACUGGAGUCAUGUGUGAGGAGGACGUGAAUGAGUGUGAGCGGGAGGAGUGUGAGAACGGUGGCUCCUGCGUCAACGUGUUCGGGUCCUUCCUCUGCAACUGCACGCCCGGCUUCGUGGGGCAGUACUGCGGGCUGCGGCCCGUGGUGGUCCCCAACAUCCAGGCCGGCCAUGCCUACGUGGGCAAGGAAGAGCUGAUCGGUAUCGCCGUGGUCCUCUUAGUCAUCUUCAUCCUCAUCGUGCUCUUUGUCGUCUUCCGCAAGAAGGUCUUCCGCAAGAACUACUCCCGCAACAACAUCACGCUAGUGCAAGACCCUGCCACAGCCGCGCUGCUGCACAAGAGCAAUGGCGUCCCGUUCCGCGGCCUGCGAGCCGACGCGCGCAGCCUCUACCAGGAGGUGGGCCCGCCGCAGGUGCCCGUGCGCCCCAUGGCCUACACGCCCUGCUUCCAGAGCGACUCCCGGGGCAACCUGGACAAGGCGGCCGACGCGCUGGGGCCCGAGCACCAGGAGAUGACCACCUUCCACCCCGAGUCCCCGCGCAUCCUGACGGCACGGCGCGGCGUGGUGGUGUGCAGCGUGGCCCCCAACCUCCCGGCCGUGUCCCCAUGCCGCUCCGACUGCGACUCCAUCCGCAAGAACGGCUGGGACUCAGGCACCGAGAACAAAGGAGUUGAUGACUCAGGAGAAGUAACCUGCUUUGCAGGCAGCAAUAAAGGCAGCAACUCUGAAGUCCAGUCCUUGAGCUCCUUCCAGUCAGACUCUGGGGAUGACAAUGCAUCCAUAGUGACUGUCAUUCAGCUUGUCAACAAUGUAGUUGAUACUAUAGAAAAUGAAGUGUCUGUCAUGGACCAAGGACAGAACUACAACCGAGCUUACCACUGGGACACCUCUGAUUGGAUGCCUGGGGCCCGCCUGUCAGACAUAGAGGAAGUUCCCAACUAUGAGAGCCAGGAUGGAGGCACUGUGCACCAGGGCAGCACGCGGGAGCUGGAGAGUGAUUACUACCUGGGGGGUUAUGACAUCGACAGUGAAUACCCACCUCCUCAUGAAGAAGAGUUUUUGAGUCAGGACCAGUUGCCCCCACCCCUACCAGAAGACUUCCCAGACCAAUAUGAGGUGCUGGCUCCCUCCCAGCCUGUCUCCCUGGCCAGCACUCUGAGCCCAGACUGCAGGAGAAGGCCCCAGUUCCACCCCAGCCAGUACCUCCCUCCUCAUCCAUUCCCCAAUGAAGCGGAUUUGGUGGGCUCACCUGCUGGCUGUGAUUUCAGUACUCUUGCCAGCAGCAUGAACCAGGCCACGGAGGCCACAGGCCCGACAGACAACAUGCCUCUAUCCUUGCACAAUUCCAGAGGCACCUCAUCCUCAGACAUGUCCGCCAAUUGUGGCUUUGGGGACUCUGAAGCAGCCGUGAGUGACUAUGAGAGCAUGGGCGAGCUAAGCCUCACCAGUCUCCAUGUUCCCUUUGUGGAGACUCAGCACCAGACUCAAGUGUAA
This is a messenger RNA of Perognathus longimembris pacificus (Pacific pocket mouse), 13761 nucleotides long. RefSeq names its product FAT atypical cadherin 3 (gene Fat3). Bases 1 to 13761 code for a protein of 4586 amino acids. Gene Ontology annotation, molecular function: calcium ion binding. Lineage: Eukaryota; Metazoa; Chordata; Mammalia; Rodentia; Heteromyidae. Gene Ontology annotation, cellular component: plasma membrane. The transcript has 27 exons. Gene Ontology annotation, biological process: homophilic cell-cell adhesion. The record is from RefSeq and is a predicted model, not a curated record.